AGGGGAUUCGGACGUAUUUGAGUGUAAUCUAUAUUGUAAUUUUACCAUAGCUAGACAUUUUUAAAAAUGUAUGUAGGCCUCAGGUCGACUCAGCCUGCAUAAAAUGAGUACCUUGGGUAAAACCAGGGGUAAUAACAGGCGGUUGAAGCGUAUUGUCCUUUUCAUGAGCAUUUUUCAGUGCGUAACAAAUGAUAGGAAAAAGGGUACUCCUUGCGAUGACGCCCCAAAUUAUGUGAGCAACAUAUCAAAAUAUACUGGAAAUAAUUUGAACCAAAAUUUAACUGCUACUACGGAUGUUAACAUCGGAGAAAAACAUUUUGAAUGUGAAAUAUGCUCCAAACAAUUAGCAACAAGUGUUUCAUUAAAAGUACAUAUGAGAGUGCAUACUGGUGAAAAACCAUUCGAAUGUAAAAUUUGCACCAAACAGUUUUCAACGAAAGGAAUUUUAAAAUUGCAUAUGAGAGUGCAUACUGGUGAAAAACCAUUUGAAUGUGAUAUUUGCACCAAACAGUUUUCACAUAGUCGUAGUUUAAAAUAUCAUAUAAAAAGGCACACUGGGGAGAGAUCUUUCAGUUGUGAAAUUUGUUCUAAACAGUAUGUAGAACCUUCUAGUUUAAAAAUACACAUGAGAGUGCACAGUGGUGAAAAACCAUUUGAAUGUGAAAUGUGCAAGAAACACUUUUCAAUUAAACAAGCUUUAAAAACACAUAUGACAGUGCAUACUGGUGAAAAAAUAUUUAAAUGUGAAAUUUGCACUAAACGAUUUUCAAUAAAGAGUAGUUUGAAAAUACAUAUGAGAGUGCAUACUGGUGAAAAACCAUUUGAAUGUGAAAUUUGCAAGAAACAGUUUUCAAUUAAACAAGCUUUAAAAACACAUAUGACAGUGCAUACUGGUGAAACACCAUUUGAAUGUGAAAUUUGCUCCAAGGGUUUUUCAGAAAGAUCCAAGUUAGCAGAACAUGUGAGAGUGCAUACUGGUGAAAAGCCUUUCCCAUGCAAAAUAUGCACCAAACGUUUUUCAACAAAUUAUGUUUUAAAAAAACAUAUGAGGGUCCACAGUGGUGAAAGGCCUUUUACGUGUAAUGUAUGCAACAAACAGUUUGCACAUAGUUAUACUUUACAGUCGCAUAUGAAAGUGCAUACUGGUGAAAAACCAUUUCAAUGUGAAAUUUGCACUCAACGAUUUUCAAUAAAGGGUAGUUUGAAAAGUCAUAUAAGAGUGCAUACUGGUGAAAAACCAUUUGAAUGUGAAAUUUGCAAGAAACAGUUUUCAAUUAAACAAGCUUUAAAAAAACAUAUGACAGUGCAUACUGGUGAAACACCAUUUGAAUGUGAAUUUUGCUCCAAGGGUUUUUCAGAAAGAUCCAAGUUAGCAGAACAUGUGAGAGUGCAUACUGGUGAAAAGCCUUUCACAUGCAAAAUAUGCACCAAACAUUAUUCAUACAGUUCUAAUUUAAGAGCACAUGUGAAAACACAUACAAGUGGGACGGCGGACAGCGCUAUAUAAAGAUUUUAUUUAAUGUAAUAUUGUAACACGUUUUAAAACACUGACUUAUAUUAUUCGGGAAAAAAUUGUAUAGAUUAAAUAGGUGCAAUUGUAACAUUUUUUUUUUUCAAUAGUUAUAUUUUGUUACAUUAUUUUAUAGAUAUAUAAAAUAUAUA
Molecule: messenger RNA, 1662 nt
Organism: Diabrotica virgifera virgifera (western corn rootworm)
Lineage: Eukaryota; Metazoa; Arthropoda; Insecta; Coleoptera; Chrysomelidae
Product: gastrula zinc finger protein XlCGF57.1-like
Exons: 2
Coding region: 104-1507 (467 amino acids)
Source: RefSeq, a predicted model, not a curated record